UUCUCGCGCCGUCUCUCCCGCACCCAUCUGGAGCAGUUCGACACGAGGAGGACGCCCGCGCCACUGCCCCGAGCCCCGUCGCUGAGAAUUGUUGAAGAAUUGGCAUGUACCAUGUAGGCUUUUUUAAUGCAAAACUGAGACUUAAGUGGACCAUCCUGUUUUAAAUUCCUAGAUCGGCCACUGCCCAGCUACUAGGCCCUAGGGCCGAUCCCCUCUGCGGCCGGGCUCACGGAGAAGGGCGCCGCCCCACCAUGAUCGCUGCAUUGGCGCGGCAGGUCGCUGCGGCCACUGCUUCCUCCUCCCCGCUCGGCCGUGUCUCCCAGCUGGCCUCUGCACUGAAUCACCAGAGAUGGAUCCACGACCGGAACAAGAAGGCUAUGGAGCUGGUGGCCAAGGGCUGGAGCGCCCUACAGGAGGUCGAUCGCGUCAUCGACUUCGCCGACCGCAACGACAAGCGAUUAAUCCCACUUCUCAGGGGCGCGAAGGAGAACUUUGAGCUGGCUCUAGAGAUCGACAAUAUGAAUACUCAUGCCCGAUGUUGGCUGGCCAAGAUGCAUUUCAAGUACCAUGUUCCCGGAGCUUGCAAAGCAAUUGGUGCUGCCUUGCUAGUUGAAGCUGCAAACAUGGGUGAUCCAGAGGCACAGUAUGAACUUGGAUGUCGGCUAAGAGUCGAGAAUGAUCAUGUUCAGUCUGAUCAACAGGCCUUCCAUUAUAUAGAGAAAGCUGUUGACCAGUUGCAUCCUGCUGCUUUGUAUCUUCUUGGUGCUGUGUAUAUAACUGGGGAUUGCGUCAAGAGGGACAUAGCUUCAGCUAUGUGGUGUUUCCAUAGAGCUUCAGAAAAGGGACAUGCUGGAGCUGCAGUUGCAUAUGGUUCACUUCUUCUGAAAGGUGCUGAAGUGCCUGAAGUCAUUACCAGGUUCAACUCAGGCAAGAGUCCGUCAACUGGGAAGGUGCGAAAAAGGACCAUACAGCAGGACCCAGUAAAGCUUGCAAAAGAACAGUUCCAGAUAGCAGCUGAGUCUGGAUCUGACCUCGGUUUACGGUGGUUGAAGAGGCUUGGAGAUUACGAAAAAGAGCCCCAAGAGCUAAAGCAAAUUCAGCAAUGACCUCCAGCCAAAGAAUACCACUGCAUUGGGCAAUUAAUUGAUGUUGCAAUGCUCUUGCUGCACAUUACCAGAGCUUCAUGUUUCAUCUGCCUUCAGAAUGUGGAGAGAAACCUUUGUUCUAUUGUAGGAGCGUUCAUGCCAAACUAACUUGUGGUCAACUUGGUUUGUAGAUUAGCGGGUUCAUGCCAAACUAACUUGUGGUCAACUUGGUUUGUAGAUUAGCAGGUUGAAUCGUACAAACAAAUUGAUCCCUUUUUUGCCACUAAGGAUUUUAUCAUACUACGACAAUUA
Hordeum vulgare subsp. vulgare (domesticated barley) is the source of this 1397-nucleotide messenger RNA. RefSeq lists its product as uncharacterized. The transcript has 10 exons. Gene Ontology annotation, molecular function: protein binding. The record is from RefSeq and is a predicted model, not a curated record. Lineage: Eukaryota; Viridiplantae; Streptophyta; Magnoliopsida; Poales; Poaceae. The coding region runs from base 252 to 1106 and encodes 284 amino acids.